CUGGAACGUGUCCGGUGGUGCACUGUCUCUGAGCAAGAACUUUCCAAGUGUAAUGACAUGAGUAAAGCCUUUAGUGAGGCUGGUAUCCUUCCCCCUCUGGAGUGUACAAAGGGGGGGUCACCUGCUAACUGUACCCAGAUGAUCAAGGAUGAUUUGGCAGAUGCGGUGACACUGGAUGGCCGUUUGAUUUACCAGGCUGGAAAGGAGCAUGGUCUGAAACCUGUGGUUGGGGAAGUAUAUGAUCAAGAGAUUGGAACUUCCUACUAUGCUGUGGCUGUGGCAAGAAAGAGCUCCAACAUCACUAUCAACAGUUUGAAGGGUGUCAGUUCAUGCCACACAGGCAUCAACAGAACUGCUGGCUGGGAUGUCCCAGUGGGUUAUCUGAUGGACAGUGGACGCCUGGCAGCAAUGGGAUGUGACCUUCCAAAAGCUGUAAGUGACUAUUUCAAUGCAAGCUGUGUUCCUGGAGCAAAUGGCCUAACCUAUCCCAAAUCGCUCUGUAAGCUCUGCAAAGGGGAUUCUGCUGGGCAGAACAAAUGUGCACGGAAUUCCCAAGAGCGAUACUACGACUACAGUGGGGCUUUCAGGUGUUUGGCUGAAGGUGCUGGAGAAGUUGCUUUUGUGAAGCACAGCACAGUGCCUGAAAAUACCGAUGGAAGAAGUCUUUCUUCCUGGGCCCAGCGGCUUCGCUCCCAGGACUUCCAGCUUCUGUGCCCCAGUGGCAACACAGCUGAUGUGACAGAGUGGAGGACCUGCCACCUGGCCCGAAUCCCAGCUCGUGCCGUGGUUGUGCGGCCUGAUACAGAUGGGGCAGUUGUCUUCCAGCUCCUGAACCAGGGACAACGAAGAUUUAAUGGGUUUGGCACCAAGUUUCAGAUGUUUGACUCUGCAGCCUAUGGUGCCCAGAAUCUUCUGUUCAGAGACUCCACCGUAGAGCUUGUUGCAAUCACAGCUCAGAAUUACCAGGCAUGGCUGGGUGAUGAGUAUUUUCAUGCUAUGCAAGCUCUGAGCUGCAACCCCAACACCUUGCCAGAAAGCCUGAACUGGUGUGUUGUAUCCACUGAAGAGAUUUGGAAAUGUGGUGAAAUGGCCAUUGCUUUUAAGAAAAAGAAUUUGAAACCAGCAAUUCAGUGUAUUUCAGCCAUGACAAAGGAAGAGUGCAUGAAACUGAUCCAGAAAAAGGAAAGUGAUACUGUUGUUCUGGGUGGAGCUGAUAUUUACACAGCUGGGAAGACAUAUGGCCUUGUACCAGCUGCUGGAGAAAGUUACUCUGCUGAGGACAGCAGCAGCGCGUACUACGCAGUGAUGGUAGUGAAACGAAAUGCAUCCAAUGCUUUCACCAUCCGUGACCUAAAGGGGAAGAAGUCCUGCCACACAGGACUGGGGAGAAAUGCUGGAUGGAAUAUCCCCAUUGGGAUGCUAAUUAAGAGAGGUUUUAUUAAGACCAGAGACUGUAAUAUUCCUCAAGCCGUGAGUGAGUUUUUCUCUGCCAGCUGUGUGCCUUCAGCUGAGCUGGACAAUUACCCAUCAAAACUCUGUCAACUAUGUAUUGGAGAUGACAGUGGAAACAAUAAGUGCAGUGCAAGUAGCCAAGAGCGUUAUUACAGCUACAGUGGAGCCUUCAGGUGCCUGGCACAGGACUCUGGGGAUGUGGCCUUUGUGAAGCACUCAACAGUGUUUGAGAACACAGAUGGUAAGAAUACUGAUAGUUGGGCCCAAAACUUGAAAUCCAGUGAUUUCCAGUUACUGUGUCCAAAUGGUGCCCGUGCUGAAGUCACCCAGUUUGCUGAGUGUCACCUGGCUCAAGUGCCAGCCCAGGCCGUUAUGGUUCACCCAGAUACCAACAUUUUUGCUCUGUAUGGACUCCUGGAUAAAGCCCAGGUCUACUUUGGAAAUAACAGCAAUGGAAACGGAUUCAAAAUGUUUGAUUCUUCAGCUUUUCAAGGGAAAAACUUGAUCUUUAAGGAUUCUACUAUUAAGAUUGUGCCAGUAGUAGAGAGGAGGACACAUGCAGAAUGGCUAGGGCGGGAAUAUAUUGAGUCUCUUGAAGGCCUGCAAGCACCACAGUGCUCUGGGGCAGGUAAUGAGAUAAGACAAUACCUACUCAUGACUACUGUUGUUGCCCUUCUUAUUUUAUGUCAGAUACAAGGCUUGGACUAG
Chaetura pelagica (chimney swift) is the source of this 2160-nucleotide messenger RNA. It is a transcript of the gene MELTF, whose product is annotated as antigen p97 (melanoma associated) identified by monoclonal antibodies 133.2 and 96.5. Gene Ontology annotation, cellular component: recycling endosome; extracellular region; early endosome. Gene Ontology annotation, biological process: iron ion transport. The transcript has 14 exons. Bases 58 to 2160 code for a protein of 700 amino acids. Lineage: Eukaryota; Metazoa; Chordata; Aves; Apodiformes; Apodidae. The record is from RefSeq and is a predicted model, not a curated record.